AUGAACGCCAGGAACAACAUCUUUCAGAUCCUGCGACAGGAGGAUAAGAUAAAGAGGAAGUCGAAGCAGCUGAAGGAGAGCCAGCAGAAGAAGGAGAAUGAGAAGAAGGACGCCAGCAGCUUUUCCUUCGAUAUCAGCAAGUACUCCUCGUGGGCGGAAAUGGUGGACGAGUACGACGAGUUCUUCUACGAGGUGGAGAAGCUGAAUGACCAGGAGAAGAACGGGGCGAAUGACAAUAAGGAAAAGAAGAAAAAGAAAACGAAGAAAAAAAAAAAAGAAGACGACUACAGUGAUGAUAGUAGUGAGGAAGACAAGCAGGACGCAGACCAACCUGUGCAGGCACACAUCGUUGAGAAGGAAACAAAAAACAACAAAGCGGCUAGCACCCCUAAUGUAACGAAGAAGCAAAAUGGAAGUGCCAAUGGGAUUAACAACUUAGCAAAACAAAAGCAAUUGGAGAGAAAAAAAAAAUGCAAAAAGGAAAGAGAAAAAAAUAAGCUAGAAAAUAUUCUCCUAGAAUUUGCAAAUACGUAUAAUAACCCCAACGGGGAAAAGGAAGCAAACGAGGGGGAGGACCUCCUCAAUGGGGGUGAGUCGGUGGAGGUUGCUGUGCCAGGGAGUGGCAAUGGAGGGGCUACGCCCACCGGUGCAGAUGCCAAUGGCCCUGCGGUGGAGAAGCAGGACGAGGGGGACAACGAAGAUAAGCUGAAGAAGAAGGAGAAGAAGAAGAAAAAGGACAAGAAGAAAAAGGAAAAGAAAAAGCAGGAAGAGCUGAACGACUCGCUCAAGAGGGAGGAGCUGGGCGAGGCUGCCCCCGGAGAUGCGGUGGUGAGCGCGGCCGCCAACGGGGAAGCGGGCACGCCCCCCCCCAAGGAGAAGACCCCCAUCGCGGUGAACGAGAAAUUAAAAAUGCUCAUGAACAUGACGGCGAAGAAGAAAAAGAAAAGAGAAAAAAUCGACGAGAUCAUUGCCAUCGUGGAGAGAGAGGAAAGCAUAAAGAAGAAGCAGCAGGAUAAGAUAAAGCAGAAGGAGAAGCAGAAGUUGAAGAUGCUCCAGAAGUCCAUGCAGUGA
Molecule: messenger RNA, 1071 nt
Organism: Plasmodium vivax (malaria parasite P. vivax)
Lineage: Eukaryota; Apicomplexa; Aconoidasida; Haemosporida; Plasmodiidae
Exons: 3
Coding region: 1-1071 (356 amino acids)
Source: RefSeq, a predicted model, not a curated record